This is a messenger RNA of Achroia grisella, 2483 nucleotides long. RefSeq names its product ELMO domain-containing protein 2. NCBI's taxonomy places the organism in Eukaryota, Metazoa, Arthropoda, Insecta, Lepidoptera, Pyralidae. Gene Ontology annotation, molecular function: GTPase activator activity. The coding region runs from base 355 to 1296 and encodes 313 amino acids. The transcript is spliced from 2 exons. The record is from RefSeq and is a predicted model, not a curated record.
AAUUUCAUCGAAAUUCUAAUGCAGUUUUAGAAAACGUUUCACUAUAAUAGUAAAUGUAUUUCAAUUUAAACGCAAAUAUUUGUUAAUUUGUCUGUAAUCACAGGAAAAGUUAUAAAUUAUUUACCUGGAUAAAUAAUGUCGACCACGAUUCCACAGGAUGUCGAAGCUAUAGUGUGAACUGAUAUGCAGUUAAUAAUGAAGUACUAUGUAUUUUCACAGCAAUUAGGUAAAAAUAAUGAAAACAGUGUUAACAGUUUAACAAAAUCAUCUAGUACAGAAUUAUAGAAAAACAAUAAAUUGUUUAAUAACAAUAUUAAUUCGUUUAUAACUUGAGAUUAUAUGUAGAUACUAACCAUGAUUGUUUUCAAUCUUUGGUCGGUAUUGCAGUGGUAUUUGAGACCCAUUAUUAAAUGGUUCCUUAGAAAAACAACUCGGUUAUGCGAGUUACAAAGAAUAUGUUACGGCGAGAAAGCUGGAGCUUCAAGAACUUGCAAAGUUGAAACAUCAUUGAUGUUGUCUCGUACAAAAGACAUAAAAGAGGUUGUUUCACAUUUAGAUGCAACAGUUUUAGACCAUACAUUUGUCAUAGAAAAUUUUCGCGACAUUGUCGACCCAGCAGUUGGUAUUAUUAUACGAUCUAAACAAAUAAAAGCUAAAUUACAUGGAUCAUUCAUUGUAUCAAUCCGAAGGUGUUUAGAACAGAUUUGGAGUUACAGGAGUUUAAUGAAUAAGGUAGAGCAGCUACGCAAAAUUCAAUUUGACAGCAAUGAUUUGAAACAUGAGGAGAAGCUUUUAAAAUUAUGGUCAUUGUUAGUACCAAAUGAAGCUUUAGAGAACCGAGUCUCAAAACAAUGGCAGUCCAUUGGUUUUCAGGGUGAUGAUCCAAAGACUGAUUUUCGUGGCAUGGGAUUACUUGGACUUGAAAAUUUAUUAUUCUUCGCUACUGAAUACUCACAGGCUUCUAGUCAUGUGUUGAGCCACUCCCAUCACCCUAAAUAUGGAUACACAUUUGCUAUUGUAGGCAUCAAUAUCACAUCAAUGGCAUACCAUCUACUGAAAGAUGGAUCUGCUAAGACUUACAUGUUCAAUGUCAAGAGAUAUUUACCCGAUAUUAAUUUGUUUCAUAGAUUUUACUGUUAUCUUUUCUAUGAAUUUGAUAAAAUGUGGAUAGAAUCAAAACCUCAAAAUAUAAUGGAAUUUUCAGUUAUAUUCAAAAAAUUUGAGAAUGCAGUGAGAACACAACUAGCAGAUCCAGCCUCUGUUUUCAGAAUAAACAUUGAGGUUGAUACAGUGUAAUAGUUUAAUAAUUAUUUAAAGUCAUUUCAGUUUGGAUUGUAUGAAGUUCAUAUUUAUAGACCUUGUUGUAAUACACUUAGCUUUUUGUAACAAUUUGACACAUACAUACAUGGUAAGAAAAAUAUUUCUUGUCAGUUAAAAGUUUAUGAAUUAUUAUAUUGUUACUUGAGUUAGUUGGUGUUUUAUAGGUAAAUUAGCUAUGCCAUUUAUGAAAUAUUUAAAUAUACCUAUGUACCUUGACUGGAUUACAAAAUCAUUAUCACAUCAUAAUCAUAGUCAACCAUUUUGUGAAAUAGUGCAUGUCUUAGAAUUGAUUAACCUAUUUUAUUUGUCUUGGCCAAAUUAAUGACCAGAGAUCAUUUUGCUAUAUGAACAACUAAAAUAAAAAUAAUUGAUACAAUGAUACAUAGGUACGAAUUUUCAAAUAUUAAGGUUCUACAUGUAUGACAACAUAACACGUCAUAGUUUUAUUAUUCACCAUCUCCGUAGUGGUGCAUUGUUUACCUACAUUUUUACUUCUAUGUACAUCAUAAUGGAAUUGGUUAAAUUGCCUUGAAAGAAAAAUUAAUAAGGUAAUAAAUAUCAGUAUUACACAAAAUGCUUGACUACAUUUUGAAAUAAGUAUGAUGAACUCUAUGAACUAUCCAUGACAUACAAAGGUUAAAACUCACUUAAUUUAGUGUAAAUUCAUUUAAAAAAGACUGCACUAAGUUAUAAACUAAAUUAUAUUAAUUGUUGUGUAUAUAAAACUUCACAAAACUACACCUUGCUGAUAUAAAAGUUAGUCGUAUUGUUUCUAUGCAUCUCACUUUGCACAUGCACAUGAAUUCAGGCUCAUACAAAUCACGUGACGAUCUUUUUAACAGAGUAUGUAGAACUAGCUAGUUUCUCUGUGUGUAUUACUUUUUCAAAUAGAUAUAUGCACUAUAUAUUUCGUCGCUUUUUCUCCUCUAUAUUGUAGUGAUAGAAACAUAUAGAUUGGAAUAGUCAAGCAUACCUUGGAACAAAAAUACCUGUAGGUAUUAUAAUAAAGGAAAGAAAUAACACAUAUUUUCAGGAAACAUAAUUUUUAGACAGUAAACAUCCAUCAAUGUUUGUGAUUUUUGAUUGAUUAACCUUUCGAAUGUUUGUCAUCUGACGCAGCGACCGGAAGUGAAGAUGCGGUAUGCGCGCGCCAGCUAUAUUUU